UUCGGAUUUUAUACGGUGAUAUGGGCACAAAUAAAAGAAAAGAAGAUGGUGCCUGAUAAUGAAGUGCAAAGAUUAGAAUCAUCCAUCCAAAGGGCUCCUCUUUUGCCAACCGAUGUCACUGAAGUAUAAGAGACUUGUGUCCCUGUGUGUAAUUGUGAGAAUGAGAAAGAGAAGAGAUGGAAUGGAUGUCUGGUCACAAGGAUGUUCUGCCGUUCACCGCCAUGAUUAUCGUGGAGUGCAUCAACGUGGGGUCAGGCGUCUUCUUCAAGGCAGCUGCCUCAAGAGGGUUGAGCUACUAUGUUCUCAUUGUCUACUCUUAUGCAAUUGCCACCAUUCUCCUCCUCCCUCUGCUUUUCAUCUUUCGCAGAACAGGGCUUCCACCAUUCAAGCUCUCUCUCAUAUUUAAACUCUUCCUCCUUGGGAUAAUCGGGUUUUCGGGUAGUUUAUGUGUAUAUAAAGGUAUAGAAUACAGUUCACCAACUCUUGCUUCAGCUAUUGGUAACCUUUUCCCAGCUUUUAUCUUCAUACUUGCUGUAACCUUUAGUAUGGAAAGACUAAAUUGGAGAAGCAGAAGCACACGAGCCAAAGUGAUGGGUACUCUAGUAUCAAUAUCAGGCGCACUAGUAGUGGUGCUCUAUAAGGGCCCAACAAUUCUAUCACCUACGACUCCAUCCAUUCUCGGAAUGUCAGAAAAGGAGUGGGUAAAAGGUGGCCUAUUACUUACUCUUGGAUACCUUCUCUUCUCUAUGUGGGCUAUCCUUCAGACCCAUAUCAUGAAGACAGACCCAGAUGAGCUAGUUCUGGCCUUCUUAUACAACUUGUGUGGGACAAUUGUAUCAGCACCAACAUGUUUGAUAGCAGAGAAAAACUUGAUUGCCUGGAGAUUAACGCCCGGUAUACCAUUGCUUGCCACUAUAUACUCAGGGUCCUUUGUUUUAUCCUUUGGCAUCCUUGUUCACAUAUGGGGCAUGCACAUGAAGGGUCCUGUGUAUGUAGCAAGCUUCAAGCCAUUAUCAAUUGUUAUUGCUGCUGCUUCGAGUUUCAUAUUCCUUGGUGAUGCUCUCUAUCUCGGCAGUGUUGUUGGAGCUAUAGUACUCUCCAUAGGAUUUUAUGCUGUUAUAUGGGGAAAGGCAAAAGAAGAAAAAAUGAAUGAAGACUGUGUCUUACCAAUAGCCACCUCAAGAGGGUUGAGCUACUCUGUCUUCAUUGUCUACUCUUAUGCAAUUGGCACCAUUCUUCUGUUUCCUCUGACGUUCAUCUUUCGCAGAACAGAACUUCCUCCCUUCAAGCUCACUCUCCUCUUUAAACUGUUAUCCUUGGACUGAUUGGGGUUUUGGGUAGUUUAUGUGUAUAUAAAGGUAUAGAAUACAGUUCACCUACUCUUGCUUCAGCUAUGGGCAACCUCUCUCCGGCAUUUAUCUUCAUACUUGCUGUAGUCUUCAGGUUUUCACUUUCUUUAGAUUAAUUUCAUCUUGUUGAACAAUUAGUACAGAAGAGGUACUUUAACAUGAUUUGAGUGUGCCUUUGUUUUCGGUGGACUCCUCCAAUUUAAUAGGAUGGAAAGGGUGACUUUGAGAAGCAGUAGCUCUCAAGCCAAAGUCAUGGGUACUUUAGCCUCAUAUCAGGUGCAAUGAUAGUGGUCCUCUAUAAGGGUCCAACAAUUUUAUCUAUUACAACAGAAAAGGAUUGGAUAGACGGUGGCCUAUUACUUACUGUUGGGUACCUUCUAUUCUCAGCCUGGUGUAUCC
This is a messenger RNA of Rosa rugosa (rugosa rose), 1748 nucleotides long. RefSeq names its product WAT1-related protein At4g15540-like. Gene Ontology annotation, cellular component: plasma membrane. Lineage: Eukaryota; Viridiplantae; Streptophyta; Magnoliopsida; Rosales; Rosaceae. The coding region runs from base 177 to 1325 and encodes 382 amino acids. The transcript is spliced from 11 exons. The record is from RefSeq and is a predicted model, not a curated record. Gene Ontology annotation, molecular function: transmembrane transporter activity.